Molecule: messenger RNA, 1804 nt
Organism: Aureobasidium subglaciale EXF-2481
Lineage: Eukaryota; Fungi; Ascomycota; Dothideomycetes; Dothideales; Saccotheciaceae
Exons: 3
Coding region: 200-1474 (424 amino acids)
Biological process (GO): protein deubiquitination
Molecular function (GO): cysteine-type deubiquitinase activity
Source: RefSeq, a predicted model, not a curated record
CGUCUUUUCAGUGAUGAUGCCAAGACACGCUCCAGCUUUCCAAUUCUGCUCCUUGUUCUUCACUGGCAACUCCUGACCGUCGAGCGUGUCCUACACUUUCACCUGUCAUGUCCUUCUAAUUUUGCUGUUCAAUUCGCACCCAUGCCUGUCUGCUGUGUUGUUGAUUUUGGUUCGCUGAUAAACCCUCCCUUACAGCACAAUGGGCGGCAGUCAAGAAGAAUUUCCACUCUUGAACAGCCUUGGCUUGUAUGCUGCCAACAUACUCGGUGAUGGAAAUUGUCUGUUCCACGCCCUCAGUGAUCAAUUGUACGGACACCAAAAAGAGCACCAAGCCAUACGCUCCAGAGUCAUUGGAUACAUGCGAGACCAUGCCGAUUAUUACAAACAAUUUAUAGACGCCCAACCCGGCGGUGGCACGAGGAGGAAUCCCAAGAGAAAGAAUGUCGGUUCCUUCUCCGCCGUUGCUGCUGCACCCUCCGAGGCAGAUAUCGACCAUACCUUCCAGAAUCACUUGGAGAGAAUGGCAAAAGGCGGCACAUAUGGUGACAACAUGGAGAUAUCGGCCUUCAGCUCGGCCUACAACGUCGAUGUCAAGAUCUACCAGCGAGACUUUGCCUACAUGAUCUCGGGUUCGGGUGAUGAUGGAGAGCGAGACGUGGCUCAUAUUGCCUACCAUGCCUGGGAGCAUUACUCAUCCAUCCGUAAUCUCGAUGGCCCUCACCAUGGCCCCCCGAAAGUCACUGUCAAAGCUUUGUCGCCCGAUGAAGAGCAGAAGCAGAAAGAGAAGCUUGCCCAGACACCUCACGUGCUCCCUUGGAUGGUGGAUGUCGUUCUAUCGUCACUGCCCUUCCUCGCUGACAAGCCUACAAUAAAACGCACGCUCGAAGAAUGCAAAGGCAACAUAGACGCUGCUGUCGACAAGCUGAUGGGUGCUGAAGAGAACGGCAGCCUUUCGUCUGCACAAGAGAGUUCUAGUGUCGAGCGUGAACCUGACAGCGACGAAGAGUACCCCGGCAAGGAUGGGCCCAACAAAAAACGAGACCGCAGACCCUCAUCACGACAACAGUCUCGGGAAGCCAACGCGGAUGAGAUGCGGGCCAAGUUCGAAACUCACAACGGAUCGCAAGAGUCCAUCAAGUCGGAAGCUUCUGAGUCCGUGAAAUCACUGCCCGAAAAGAAGGACGGCGAAAAGAGCUCCGACACACGUCCAAGGCCCACAAUCAGACUGAAGUUCAACGCACAAAGGGCAUCUUCACCGGCACCUGUUCCAGCCAAGGCUCAUCAACGACAGCCUGCUCGGGAUAAAAAGGACAUCAAGAAGCAGGCUCAGAAAGCAGCACGCAAGGAACGAGAGCAAGCAGCGGCCGGUAAAGACCGCCCUGAGAGCCCAAACACGUCCGGCAUGAAGCUCCGCAGCAAAGGCAUGGUCAACACCCCACCUAUCGAAUCUGGCUUCCGCACCCUCUUCAUCUGAACGACAGGCUCUUCUAAAUAAUGACCUCUCGGUACCGGAUGCAGGGAUGGUCAUGCGGGUACAUGAACAAGACGCCCUGGCAUCCUCUUUUUCUUUUCUUUCGUGGCUCUCAAUGAUGCAUAGCGUGGGCACUUUGAAGGCUGGCAAUCUGUGAUUUUCUAUACCACCAUGAGCAUGGCGACGGCGUACACAGGAGUACUGGUGGUGUAUUUGGGAUACGAAUCGGCAUUUAAUAUGCCAGAAGCAUGGCGUGAUGACUAGACGGGUAUCAUACCCGAGCUCAUAAUCUUUCAAGAAUCGUAGCGAAUAGCAAGACGAUGAACAGGGCGC